Molecule: messenger RNA, 357 nt
Organism: Stereum hirsutum FP-91666 SS1
Lineage: Eukaryota; Fungi; Basidiomycota; Agaricomycetes; Russulales; Stereaceae
Exons: 1
Source: RefSeq, a predicted model, not a curated record
GAUCUUUCGGGUUACACAGGGGUUCGCGUGGAAUGGCUCAAAGCGAGGGCGAGAGCACAGCGUUGGGAAGAGGAGGUGCGUUUGCUUAGAGUCGAGAUGGAGCGCACCCUUGUGACGUUCUCGCACAUGUCGACGUGGUGGGAGGGGCGGACGGAGCGGACGGAGGCCUUGGCGGGAGAGAAUCAGGACCCAGAGGUUUCCGUCGAACAGGAACUAAAGGAGGGUUUGCUUGCCUACGCGGGCGAGCAUGCAGACAUGUACCUUGGCCUGCGGGAGGCAUUUGAGGAGAGGUGGAUGGUUGUGCGCCAGGCGGCGCUGCUUUUCCUCGCACGCAAGUCCAUUCUGGACGAGGCAUGA